Molecule: messenger RNA, 1767 nt
Organism: Nakaseomyces glabratus
Lineage: Eukaryota; Fungi; Ascomycota; Saccharomycetes; Saccharomycetales; Saccharomycetaceae
Gene: HXT5
Product: sugar porter family MFS transporter
Biological process (GO): carbohydrate transport; transmembrane transport
Cellular component (GO): plasma membrane
Molecular function (GO): carbohydrate:proton symporter activity
Source: RefSeq, a predicted model, not a curated record
AUGUCCAACGUUGAUCCCACGAACCCAGCGUAUAUACCACCCACUCAGACAACAAAUGCAGGAUAUAUCCCACCAACUCAAGCCACAAUUUCCGAUGAGGGCUCAAAGUCAGGUUCAGAUUAUAUUUACGAUGCCAACGGCGUCAAGCAAACAAGGACUGAUAGUAUGAUCAGCGGCCCUAAGGAAGAACUUCAAAAGGAGGUUGAAGAAGAACUGCACCACAAAAAGAAGAGUGACCUAAUAUUUGUCUCCUUAUGCUGUAUUAUGGUUGCCUUUGGUGGUUUUGUUUUUGGCUGGGAUACAGGUACUAUUUCUGGUUUUGUUAACCAAACAGAUUUUCUGAGAAGAUUUGGACAACAAAGAAGUGAUGGUACCUAUUACUUGUCUAAUGUUAGAACAGGUUUAAUUGUCGCUAUCUUUAAUAUCGGAUGUGCUAUUGGUGGUAUUACCCUUUCAAAACUUGGUGAUAUUUGGGGAAGAAGAUUGGGCUUGGUUACGGUCGUGGUUGUAUAUACAAUCGGCAUUGUUAUCCAAAUCGCCUCUAUUGAUAAAUGGUACCAGUACUUCAUCGGUAGAAUUAUCUCCGGUUUAGGUGUCGGUGGUAUCGCUGUCUUGUCACCAAUGUUAAUCUCUGAGGUUUCUCCAAAACAAUUAAGAGGUACAUUAGUUUCUUGCUACCAACUAAUGAUUACAUGUGGUAUCUUUUUGGGCUACUGUACCAAUUACGGUACAAAAAACUACUCCAACUCUGUCCAAUGGAGAGUUCCAUUAGGGUUAUGUUUCGCAUGGGCAUUAUUUAUGAUAUUUGGUGUUAUGUGUGUUCCUGAAUCUCCAAGAUAUCUUGUGGAAGUAGGCAAGUUAGAAGAAGCCAAGCGUUCUCUUGCCAGAGCCAAUAAAACAACUGUAGAUUCUCCAAUCGUCCUUUUGGAACUGGACAAAUAUCAAGCAUCAGUUGAAGCUGAACGUCUGGCCGGCUCUGCAUCAUGGGGAGAAUUAGUCACAGGUAAACCACAAAUGUUAAGACGUACAAUCAUGGGUAUGAUGAUCCAGUCGCUACAACAAUUAACGGGUGCAAACUACUUCUUCUACUAUGGUACUACCAUUUUCAGAGCUGUUGGAUUAGAUGAUUCAUUCCAAACUGCAAUUGUUUUAGGUGUUGUCAACUUUGUUUCAACAUUCUAUGCCUUGUAUACUGUAGACCACUAUGGUCGCCGUAAUUGUUUAAUGUGGGGUUGUGUUGGUAUGGUAUGUUGUUACGUUGUCUAUGCCUCUGUUGGUGUAACGAGACUAUGGCCAAAUGGUGAGGGUAACGGCUCUUCCAAAGGUGCUGGUAACUGUAUGAUUGUUUUUGCAUGUUUCUUUAUUUUCUGUUUUGCCACUACAUGGGCACCAAUUGCCUAUGUUAUUGUCUCUGAGUCAUACCCACUAAGAAUUCGUGGUAAGGCCAUGUCCAUCGCUAUUGCUGCUAACUGGAUCUGGGGUUUCUUGAUUGCUUUUUUCACUCCUUUCAUCACAUCCGCCAUUAAUUUCUAUUACGGAUAUGUCUUCAUGGGCUGUAUGGUAUUUGCAUACUUCUACGUCUUUUUCUUUGUCCCUGAAACAAAAGGAUUAACUCUAGAAGAAGUUAAUCAAAUGUAUGAAGAGGGUGUACUUCCAUGGAAGUCAUCCAGUUGGGUGCCUCCAGACAGAAGAACUGCCGAGUACAAUUUGGAUGACUAUUCCCACGAUGAUAAGCCAUGGUAUAAGAGAGUAUUCUCAAGAAAUUGA